CACGCAAGCAAGUUCAGAGCAAAAAACGCAUCAGACCUCAAGCGGCGGUGAGGUGAGAACAGCGGCUUUAUUAGCUUUUUGAUCCGGAGACGGCAAUGACAGCGACGAUGAUGUUCGCGGGUGUGGACAUUGGCGCAACGGGCGUCAAAGUGGGCGUUGUAAAUUCUGAGGGCGCUGUGGUCGCGCGAGAGCAGAAGAACUAUCACCCAGAGAAGCAUGAGCCGCAGGACGUCGUGGAUCUGGCCAUCUCCGUGAUGCACAAUGUGCUCGAGACGACUCGGUUGGGAUUGGGAGACCUGGAAGCCGUCGGUGUGGGCUGUCCCGGUGUCCUGGAAGCUGGCGGAGUUAUCCACGCAGCUGCCAACUUUCCAUCCUGGUUAGAUGUGCCACUUCAGCAGUUGUUUACGAACACUCUGGGCAGACCGGUCACGGUGUGCAACGACGCUGACGCCGCUAUCUUAGCAGAGCAAUGGGUGGGCACGGCCAAGGGUGACAUCAAGGACUUUAUUAUGUUGACUCUUGGCACCGGUGUAGGCUUCGGUGUCGUUGCAAACGGCGAGCUUGUGCGAGGUGGAAGCAAUGCUAUUGAAGGGGGUCACAUGAUUGUUGAACGCAAUGGAAGACCGUGCGGCUGCUCGCAAAGAGGCUGUCUUGAAGCUUACAGCUCGGCAGGUGCACUGAUGUCGCAAGUUCAGGAACAUCUGCGUGCUGGCAGAGACUCGAGUCUGGCUAAGUAUUCGGAAGCAGACAUCAAUGCUGAAUUCGUUUUUAAGCAUGCCGCUGAAGGUGACGAAUUGUGCAAGCAUCUGGUCGAAGAAGCUGCCGAUUACUUGGGUUUUGCAUGCGUAACCUUUUGCCGAAUGUUGGAUCCUGAGAUUAUCGUGCUGUCAGGAGGCAUUGCUGAAGCCGGAGAGGCUUACAUCGACAAGAUUCGGCGAGCUUACACGAAGCACACGUGGACCAAAUUUCCCAACCCUGUUCGCAUUGAGAAGGCAAGUGCGGGGUACGAUUCCGGUAUCAUUGGUGCCGUUGCAGUAUGCAAAAAACAGCGCAAGGGGCAAUAAGUUACUUCGUACUUCGAAGUACGUGUUUUAUCAUGAACAACAGAUGAGUAGAUGAUGACUAGGUACUUUUAAAGGAACAUUUACUGGUACUAUGAAUACUAUCAUGGAUCAAUAUCGUUAAAAACAAAA
Molecule: messenger RNA, 1193 nt
Organism: Phytophthora infestans T30-4
Lineage: Eukaryota; Oomycota; Peronosporomycetes; Peronosporales; Peronosporaceae
Product: glucokinase, putative
Exons: 9
Coding region: 96-1064 (322 amino acids)
Molecular function (GO): N-acylmannosamine kinase activity; UDP-N-acetylglucosamine 2-epimerase activity
Source: RefSeq, a predicted model, not a curated record